GACACUACGCCCGUUACCGACCUCUCUCAGUUAUUAAUGGCAUCGCAUACAUGUUAACGUUUGAAUGUGUAUAGACCGUUCGGACAGAAGAAUUGUUCACCACAGGUGCGGCUACUGAACUGAAUGAUAAGCGGUUAAAUUGACUCCGGCUACUGUGUGAAUGAUGUAGGAGUAUGGAUCGAACCUGCGUAAUCGAUCGAUUCCUGAGGGAUCAAUCGGGCCGUCAGUCUCUUUAUUAACCUGUAUGACCUGUUAUGUGGAAACACGAGUGAAACGGACACGCAGGAGACGCCGUGGAACUGAAAGGUGGUCACUGACAUAAAGUUGACCACGCUGGACUGUACGCCAUAUUAACAAUGAUUGUAUUGGUGCCGUGUUUGUUUGAACUGGUACGAGGAAUAGUUACAAGUUUAUGGAGACGUCCCCAGCGAGUUGAUCCACGUAUUCCAGUCCGUUUGGGUUCCAGCAGCGACGAAAACUGGGGUGUCUCUUUGACACUUCAGAACGGAACGAAAAAGAGGAAAUCAAAACUUUUCGAAGAGUAUGAGUCAAUCAUAAAAAUAUUGAAAAAGUAUGACUUUGAUUUUGAAAACCUUGCCUUCGAGGGAGGAGGGAAUAAAGGAAUUGCGUAUGGAGGAGCAGUUAAGAUAUUAGAGAAGAUUGGAGUUCUGUGGAAAUGCAAACGUUUUGCUGGAAGUAGUGCUGGGGCUGCCGUAGCCUUACUUGUUGCUCUUGGAUAUAGUGGAGACGAAAUCAUUUUCAUGAUGAAAAGAGAUAUUUCGGCGGACAAUUUUAUGGAUUCACGCAGCGGCAGGCUGGGCUUGCUGUACAAUCUAUUCUACCAUCAUGGCUGGCAUCCGGGGAAGAAACUGCACCAGACGCUGGAGUCCUAUGUGGAGCAGGCAACUGGACGCCCACACCUUACAUUCGAAGAGCUUUAUCAAGAGUUUGAUAAGGAAUUAUGUGUCGUCUGCACCAACAUCACCACAAUGUCGGCAGAAUACUUCCAUCCUAAGACCACCCCAGACGUGUCCAUUGCGCUGGCUGUGAGAAUGUCCAUGUCUUUACCGGGUGUAUUCCAACCAGUUAAACUUGAGCGACAUGGAACCACGUACGUUUACGUCGACGGUGGGUUGCUGUGUAAUUAUCCCGUACAUGUAUUUGAUGGUUGGUUUUUGUCUAUGAAACCCAAAGACUCCUUCUUGAAGCGUCUUGAUAUUAGCACAAAACACAAAGCGACAAAUCAGCAUUUUAUGUUUGGAGGACACAAUACUAAAACACUAGGGAUGAUGCUUUAUUCUGGUAACGAAGUGGAGUUCAUGAAGAAUCAGUUUGAAAACAGACUGACAAAACUAGACGAUGACGGUAAAGCGGAGUUUUACUUUGAAAACCCCCGACCAGAUACAAAACUGGCCAAGUUCAAUGGUCCCAUCGUAGAUCAAUAUCUGAAGACGGAGAGAAAAAGGAACCGAAUAUUUGAGGCUGCCAUGCACUUUUGGCAAGCCCUCCGCGAGUGCGAUAAAGACGGGAACGACGCCAUAGAUAAAGACGAACUAAGGAAAGCGCUGCAAAAUGGCAUAUUCACCGAGCACGAUGCCACGGUGCUGUUCGGUAAGACGUACAGCGUGGACCAGAUCUUCCAAGAUAUGGACACAAAUAAAGACGGAUCGAUAAAUUGGCAAGAAUUUUUGUAUUUCAUCGAGCGUCGCAGCGUAGCGUUUAUGUGUUAUGUUCAGAAGCUUUCAAUGAGAGACGUGAAUACCUUCGGGGAUUUCCUCACGUCUGUGCUAGACACUGUAGAAAUCAACGUAAAGCAACUAUAUAUGAAGACUAACGAUGAUGAGCGCACGAUUGGUAUCAACACAGAUUACGUCCAAACAACCGAUUUUUACAUGGAAACUGAGGACAAAGAAUUUCUUAUACGUCAAGGAGCCAUAGCAUGUAUCCAGUAUUUAAAAGCCUACAUUGAAAAGAAUUAUGGUGAAACAAUAUCUUAUCAAUUAGUUACUUGAUCUCGAGAAUACUAAUAGUUUUUCAUCAGUGCAGGGUAACAGAGGUGCGAACGAUGCCCUGCUUGGGAAGUUAAUAUUUCUAUAUUACAAAUUUAAAGCUGUUGAUUCAGGGAGAUGUUUGUAACCAAGCUUUAUAAAUUUUUCUACCAUCAGGAUCGAUUUAAGUUAAUGUGAAGCACAAAAGAUAUUUCACAAAAACAGGAAAGAAUUAAUGGCACCUGUAACAUAACCAGAAUAUGUAUAAAACAGUCUCAGAACGCAUUCAGAACAGUGGACUAACAGAUCCGCGGAGCAAAAAUGGCUUUCCGCCUAAUUCAGGAUUACACACUAAAUAGAUUUCCUGCGGGGAUAACGCAACAAGCAUUCAAGUGGGUCGGCCAUAUUUGAUCCGCGGAUCUGUUAGUCCCCUGUUCUAAAUGAGCUCUCAGACAAAUAUCUGUGAUAUUAAUGCAUUCCUCUUGUGAACAUCCGCUUUGUUGUAAGAAAAAAAUAUAAACCUAACACUGGACUUACCAGGAUGCAACGAUCCAACGUUGUAAUCGGUACCACGAACUUCAACCUGGAAGUGAAUGUCAGUGACCCGUUGUGGUCACGCGACAGGUCAGGUGACUAGGUAUCUGCUCGAGAGCCUUGUCCCACACUUGCGUCACUUAACUGUGAUAUCACACUACUCAUGGGCAAAAUUACGAAUUUAGUUAUUAUGUCCAAUCAGUACUGGAUGAAUGGGAAUUUCUCGCCGUAUUAUCUUCGCCAGGUUUGCACUCAAUUGCCGAACGCACUAACGUUGCGUAUGUAGAGGGUGCGUUUGGAAAUUAUUUUCUCAGGGAUAAUCUUGUUAGCUUUAGAUGACGUUUUAUUUAUUUUUGGUUUCUCUUGGCAUCUCGCGGUGAUUUCGGUGUUCCUUUUUAUAUUUGCAAUAAUUUUUCGCCUGUCCUUUUGUUUAUAAUUUACUUUAUGUCGUAUCAUACCAAACGGACAGGGAAUGUUGAUCAGUAAUUUUGACAUGUGCCAUUUAGUUAAGUAAAUGAAUAUAAGUUAAUGAUUGAGCCUUGAUAAAAUUAUUUGUAUGUCGAUAUUAUUAUUCAAUAAAAAUAUGACGAUUUCUUUCAGUUUCUUCUAAUAGCACAAAUGGCUUUCACAGUGUAUCAUACUAUAAGUAUUUGGUUGGAAAACCCAAAUAUUUUCCUUCACGCCCCCUACUCCGUCCCCAUUGCAUUGAAUUUGCUUUUAUUA
Lingula anatina is the source of this 3245-nucleotide messenger RNA. RefSeq lists its product as uncharacterized. Gene Ontology annotation, molecular function: calcium ion binding. Gene Ontology annotation, biological process: lipid metabolic process. NCBI's taxonomy places the organism in Eukaryota, Metazoa, Brachiopoda, Lingulata, Lingulida, Lingulidae. The record is from RefSeq and is a predicted model, not a curated record.